AUGGCCUUUGUAGAUUUUUCAGCGGCUUUUGAUUCUGUUGACCGAGAGCUGCUGUGGCAAAAAUUGGCUUUGACAAACAUAGAUCGAAGAUUGCUCUGGUUGAUUAGAGCUUUAUAUCAAACUAAUGCCAUCCAAGUCCGCCUAGGAAAUAAAGAACAUGCCAUUCUUUUUCAACUAGGCUUUUUUGUUCCGGUCUCCAGUGUUUCAUUAGAGGAAAAAAGUAACUGCUUAUGUAGGUGCCAAAUAUUUGAAAAAAUGACUACAGAUUUGCCUGAAGAACGUCGGCUUAUUGACAAGCUGUCUUAUGAGGCUUUUAAGUCCGGAUCUCAAAUUGAAUUGAAACAGUAUCUGUGUGGCUACAGGAGAAAAGACACUGAGCUAUAUCAAUUCAUUGAAACAUUAUUCUACCAUCCUCUGUUCAAGUCAAUUAUGAUCAGCACCAUCACAAUCAAUGCAAUAUUUUUGGCUAUAGAAACAGAUUAUAAAGUUCGCUAUGAGUCACAUUUCUUCCUGGAGGUGGCAGAUCUGAUUAUUUUGGCCAUCUAUACUUCAGAGUUUCUGAUGGACCUGUAUCUGGAUCCCAUUAAUUACUGGAAGGACGGUUAUAAACGAUUUGAUGCUGCUGUCCUUUUCAUAGCUUACCUCCCAUACACCAUUGAUAGAACCAAUCCUCAAAUGCACCAUACUGCAACAAUGCUGAAAGGAUUCCAGGUGCUCCGGGUCCUCAAACUUAUCUACUAUAGCCCAGGGAUGACGAUCCUGAUGGCAGCCCUGGGCCAAACUGCAAAAAAUGUGAUCUACGUCCUUGUCUUGUUGUUCCUGCUAAUGUUUAUCUUUGCAAUUUUGGGUCACGGUUUGUAUGGAGACCCUGAAAGAGGAGACGCACAUAACUGGGGCACACUGGCAGCUGCCUUUUUCACUCUUUUCAGUUUAGUGACGGUUGACGGCUGGACAGACUUGCAGGAUGAACUGGAUGACAAAAAAUUUGUUACAAGCCGGACAUUCACAAUCGUCUUCAUUCUCCUGGGAUUUUUUGUGUUUUUCAAUAUGUUUAUUGGAGUUGUCAUUAUUGAUAUUCAGGAGUCAACUGAGCAAUAUGAACAAAAGCUUAGAGCACAGAGGCGAGCUGCUCUGAUUGCAAAGAAGCAGGCCAUUUUGAGAAGACAACAAGAAGAAAUAAAUGAAUUGCUGAGUCAGCAGAGAUCAACUGAAUAUAAAACCUUUGAUGAAAUGGUGGAAAGCUUCAAAAAAACCCUGCUUCACUCAGAUCCUGUCAUCUUAGAAGAUUUUUGUUGCAGCCUGCCAUUCAUCGAUCUCUAUUUGACAUCCCUAGAUCGUCAAGAUGUCACAGUUUAUAAGCUGCAAGAACUCUAUUAUGAAAUUAUUGCUACUUUGACUACCCUGCUGCAAGAAUCAACUGAGAAGUCUCUGCAGUCCUUGCAGUCUUCUAAGGCGAAAUGUGGGUCAUCUGCUUUCACCAUGCCCAACUAAAAAGUUGUUUUCUUCCUAUUUGAAAAAUCUCUUGCAGACUGCUUAAUAGUUAAUGAAAUGAAUGGCAAAGCUCUCACAGAUUUCCAACAGAGCUAGGAUUUUUACUCAGUUUGUGUUCACAUCUUCAGAAAUGUAAACAUAAUUUGGCUGCUUUGCUAAUGUAUCCUUGUGUUUGCGGCUGUAUCUCUUUCAGUCUUUAUAGGCUUAGGUCAAACUGUUAGAUCAUAUCCUGUGAAUUUUCCUGAGGCCAUGUGGUAGCUGUUAACUGGUAAACCCAGAUGGGUUGCAAACUAACAGAGUUGUUUUGUGUGUGCUGGACAGUUUUUAUAUUGUUGUGGGGAAGGGGAAUGGUCCUGUGAUUGUGUGAAACUUUGCUUCUAACAGUGUGGAUGCACAAACAAGAGCUCCCCCAACCUGGUGCCUUCUACAUGUUUUGAUCUACAACUCCCAUCAGCUCCAGCCAGCAUGGGCCACUAGUGCUGAUGUGACUUGUACUUCAAAACGUCUGAAGAACACCAGAUUGAGGAAGGCUGAUUUAGGGCUCAUCCAAACAGAGCGGGAUAAUCCACGUUUUCCAUAUACAGUCCUCACUUUGCCUGUUUGUUCGCUCUUUCCCAAUAAAAAAACCUGCUU
Molecule: messenger RNA, 2124 nt
Organism: Rhineura floridana
Lineage: Eukaryota; Metazoa; Chordata; Lepidosauria; Squamata; Rhineuridae
Gene: CATSPER3
Product: cation channel sperm associated 3
Exons: 9
Coding region: 1-1491 (496 amino acids)
Biological process (GO): transmembrane transport; monoatomic ion transport
Cellular component (GO): membrane
Molecular function (GO): monoatomic ion channel activity
Source: RefSeq, a predicted model, not a curated record